Messenger RNA from Rotaria sp. Silwood1, 651 nucleotides. The record is from the annotation of a GenBank genome assembly. NCBI's taxonomy places the organism in Eukaryota, Metazoa, Rotifera, Eurotatoria, Philodinida, Philodinidae.
AUGGUGGAAUAUGGUGCAGAUUUUCAUGUUCAAACAGCUGCUGGACGAUUAUUAACAGUUGGUUUGCAUAUGUUAAGUUUAGUAUUAGUAGCAACGUAUACAGUAAAUUUAGCAUCUGAUUUAACAACAUUAAAAUCUGAAGAUUUUAUUUCAGGAAUUGAUGAUAUCAAAAAUGGCAAAAUAUCUUUUAAUUGUAUUGGUAUUAUUACUGAAUCAUCGUUAGACGAUUUUUAUUUACGUGAAAUUUCUCAUGGUAGUAGAAAUUUUUAUCCAUUGAAAUCACCAAAUGAAUUAUAUCUUAGCUUAUUAGAUAAUGAUAUUGAUGUAGCCAUUUCGGAUACUGAUCUUUUAGAAUAUAUGACGAACAAAGUCUAUUGUAAUUUAACACUUGUUGGGGGAGAUUUUAGUCGUAGUGAAUAUGGUAUUGCUAUGCCUAAACAAUGGAUAUAUAAAAAAUAUUUAGAUGUCAUUAUAUUAUCAUUAAGAGAAUCAGGUGUUCUUGAUGAUUUAAAGAGAAAAUGGUUUGAAGGAAAUAUUUGUCAACAGUCAUUUUCAUCUGAUACAUCUACGAGUAUAAACAUUAUUGCAAUGACUGGUUUACUUCUGACUUUUUCAGGCAUUAGUAUUCUAUCAUUGGUAUUACAUGCAUAG